Molecule: messenger RNA, 360 nt
Organism: Symbiodinium necroappetens
Lineage: Eukaryota; Dinophyceae; Suessiales; Symbiodiniaceae
Source: the annotation of a GenBank genome assembly
GUCUAUCCAGAAUGGUUUACUUUGCCGUUGGCGCCCUACGCGCGGCGACGGACUCUGCAGAAGGAGAUAGUGCCCGGGCAGGUCUGGGUCUUGGACCAAAUUUUCGGCACUUUUUACGUCCACGUGCCCAUCCGAGCGACGGUCCUGAAGGUGACAGGCGGUUUGCUGGUCUAUGCACCUGUGGCAGCCACGAAGGAAUGUCUGGGCAUGAUUCGAGACCUUGAGCAAAAACAUGGGCCGGUUCGAUGGAUCCUGCUUCCUUCCAAAGCCGUUGAGCACAAGGUUCUCACCGCCCCGUUUGCCCGCAAAUUCCCGGAUGCAAAGUUAUUCGUGGCCCCCGGGCAGUUUUCCGUCCCCGUU